Leptomonas pyrrhocoris is the source of this 298-nucleotide messenger RNA. RefSeq names its product putative ribosomal protein L29. The transcript has a single exon. The coding region runs from base 86 to 298 and encodes 70 amino acids. Gene Ontology annotation, cellular component: ribosome; cytosolic large ribosomal subunit. Gene Ontology annotation, biological process: cytoplasmic translation. Lineage: Eukaryota; Euglenozoa; Kinetoplastea; Trypanosomatida; Trypanosomatidae. Gene Ontology annotation, molecular function: structural constituent of ribosome. The record is from RefSeq and is a predicted model, not a curated record.
GGACUCGUAUACUUUGCAAUCGAACCAAACAACGUUCACCUUCGUCGCUGACUUGAAACGUACCGCAGAUUUUAGUUUAUCCACCAUGGCCAAGUCGAAGAACCACACAAACCACAACCAGUCGAGCAAGAACCACCGCAAUGGGAUCAAGGGCCCCAUGCCCUUGUUUCUCCAUAACUCCAAGCGUGGUAGCUGGCUCCCUGCGCUGGUGAACGCCCGCCGCGUCCGCAAGCACAACCAGAAGGCCGCCAUCCAGAAGCGUCGCGAGCGCAUCGCCGCCUUUGCCGCCAAGAACUAA